Messenger RNA from Oikopleura dioica, 558 nucleotides. The record is from the annotation of a GenBank genome assembly. Lineage: Eukaryota; Metazoa; Chordata; Appendicularia; Copelata; Oikopleuridae.
AUGGAUCGCUUCGUCGAUUCAUCCCAGGCGGAAUUUCGUCAGAGCUUCAAUCCGACCGUGGGUAUCGAUUUCAAAGUCAAAAAUAUUCUCGUUGAUGAUAAGCGCGUCAAGCUGCAGAUCUGGGAUACCGCCGGUCAGGAGAAGUUCAAUUCGAUCACAACUGCGUACUACAGAAGCGCAAGGGGAGCAAUAAUAAUGUAUGAUGUUACUCGACCACAGACAUUCAAAUCAAUAGAAAAAUGGUACCAGCUUAUGUCUGACCAUGGCAGAGGAGAUGUAGAAGUCGCCUUGGUUGGGAACAAAUGCGACUUGAACAGCGACAAAAAAGUUGACUCCAAGCAGGGAGAAAGCACCGCGACAGAGUUAGGCUGUCAUUUUUAUGAAUCUAGCGCCAAAGACAAUUUAAAUAUCGAAAAUGUAUUCAUGGGCUUGGUGCGCAAUAUCCUCGUGAACAUGCCCCUGGAGCGACCGCCCGACGCCGCCGGUGAUAGAGGAUCGACGGCAACUCUGAGUCUUGAAUCGAAGCCCCUCCCCAGCGGCGGUUCUUGCCCCUGUUGA